GAAAUCAUGUGUUAAGCCUCCAACAUCUAAAUUUUCAGAGAGUGUAAUUUUAAUUUUGGUUUUUAAUGUUUGCGUUUUUAAAAUCUAAAAAAUAAGUUUGUUUGUUUUGGACCCGAAUCGGUUUUAAGCAGGAUAUUCCCACAUUACACUCUGCAGAAAUGACAAAGAAUAAGAAUGAUGCAGCCAAGUCGGUGGGGCAGCCACCGGUGUACGCCGGCUGCAUGCCGCUGGAGGAGAUCACAAUCUACGACUGGAUGCGACAGCAGAACUGCAAGACCACGAGAUACCAGCAGGCGGAGACGUACCCGAACAUACGUCCGCCCAUCUCGCGGUGCGACAAGCAGCAGACCAUGAAGUGGAUGUCCGACUCCCUGGAGGCCACCGGCUGUGCGCGACUCUUCGACAUGCGGAAGGACAACGUGCUGGAAGCGUGGUCAAACAGUCCCAACAAGGAGACACUCGGCUGGUACGGCCUCAGCGGUGGCAUUCAAGAUCCCGAGGCGGUGCUUUUUAAUCAAGCGCUGACCAAGAGCCUCCAGGCAGCCAGCGGCGUGAAGGCGAAGCCCACGCAGCAGGCAAAGCCGCAGAGGAAACCCAAACCCAAGCCGACUGGCGCCUACGUGCUGAAUCGUCAGUGUCUGAGGUCACAGCUGGCACGAAUGCCCACCAUCAAGCGGAAGUUGUCGCCCAACUAUGCCUUCACAUGGCUGCACUGUCCGCCACCGGACCCCACUAGUCCUCCCUUCGAGGACAAGCGAGGACCUCCCAUACCCCUGACCAGCGCCUUGGGCAUGGAGCGUACCCCCAGGAAGCACGGACUGCGGCAUCCCAUGUGUCAGUUGUCCUGCGAUCGGCCCAAGAAUCAGUGCACGGACUACGAGUGGAAAAAGUACAAGGAGGAUCCGCGGGCCAUCGACGAGGCCUUCAGGCGGGAGCUGGCGGCGGCGCAGACAUCCACGGAGGAGGAGCCCAAGGACUACGACGAGCUGUACGCGCGGAUGCUGCGCUGCUUCGAGCAGAGUCGAGAGCAGAACACAAUCUGCCAGGACUACGAGAAGUGCUGCAAGGCGCCGGGCGAUCCCCCGACUCAGGGCUGUGGCGAAAUGGUGCCCGAGGGAGCUGAUGGCGGUGCCGGGGGUAAGUCUGACGGAGAUGGCGACGGUGGCGGUGGCAAAGAUGGCGCUGGCAAGGAUGGUGAUGGCAAGGACGGCGAUGGGGGCGACAGGGGUAGCCGCAGAAGCACAAGCAAGCGGAAGAGCCGCACGGGUGGGAAGUACGGGGAGGGGAAGUACGGGAAGGGUGGCGAUGGAGACGACGAUGGCAAGGGCAAGGGCGGCAAGGAUGGUGAUGGCAAAGGUGGCAAGGGUGGUGAUGGCAGGGACGGUGACGGCAAGGACGGCAAGGGUGGCAAAGGGGGCAGAGGUUUUGGCGACGAUUCUGACGGCAAGGACAAAGACAAAGGCAAGGGUGGCAGGGGCGACGGACGGGAUGGCGGCAGAAAGAUGGAGGAGGACGAUGAUGACACAGGCGGCAGGGGGAACAGAGGCGACCUCGAUGACGAUGGCGACGGUGAGGGUGGCAGGCGGAAGGAUGGACGCCGCUCCUCGCGGGAGCGAACGACGCUCGAUUCGCACGGCAGCCGCACGGGGCAUGGGGAUGGCACCGGCACCGGCACCGGCACCGAUGGCAAGGAUGGCGAUGGCAAAGAUGGCGACGGCAAAGAUGGCGAUGGCAAGGACAAGGAUGGCAAGGACAAGGACGGCAAAAAGGGCAAGAAAGGUGGGCGGAAGGACAAGAAACGUGGUGGCGAAGGCGGCGAUGGUGAUGGUGAUGGUGAUGGCAAAGACGCCGUCAAGGACUGCCCCUGCGAGCUGUGCAACUACUGCGACAAGGAGCCGGACACGCCGCUCAUCCGCGAGAUGCGGCGACGCGACAAGCAGCGCCAGCAGCGGGAGUACCUCCAGCUGAUGCGCCACCGCCAGUAUGUCCAAUGCCGCACCGCCGAGUACCUGGCGACGCAGCACAAGUGCGAUCCGAUUGUCUGCUGCAAUCAGUUCUGCGGCAACCCGCUGCUGCAGGAUCAGCUGGCCAAGAUCGAUGCGGUGCAACAGUUGCAGCAGCAGCUGAGGCGUUGCAGUCGCAAGAAUCGCGUCUCCUGCACAGCCAUUCACAGGAGACUCAAUCGGCUGAAGCAGCAUCUGUGUGAAGCGUUUGAAAUGCCAGAAAAGAGUUGAGGAACGGUUUCGGGAUUCCUGCUGCCCAUCUCCUGUUGCUCU
Drosophila subobscura is the source of this 2276-nucleotide messenger RNA. RefSeq lists its product as uncharacterized. The record is from RefSeq and is a predicted model, not a curated record. The transcript has a single exon. The coding region runs from base 159 to 2234 and encodes 691 amino acids. Lineage: Eukaryota; Metazoa; Arthropoda; Insecta; Diptera; Drosophilidae.